AUGGCUAUGGCAGUGGUCUCCGUGGAUUCCGAGCGCUCCGACCGGAGUAGCCCGCUGAGCCGGCGUCGCAACUGGUCCUUGUCCGCUCUGCGGACCGCAUCAUCCGAAUCCUUAGGUGCCGAUGACGAGGCAGCAGGUAUAGAAAAUUAUGUCCUGCUGGAGAAAAUCGGGCGCGGUUCAAGCGGGCAGGUCUUCCGGGCUCGAAGAAAGGCGGACGAAAAGGAAGUCGCUCUGAAGGUUAUGUCUGCAACCAGUCCGGACGUGGUUGCCUCACGCCGCGCAGAGUUCGAUAUACUCUCUCGCCUGAGUCAUCCCAACAUCGUGCAAGGUUUGGAGUUCUUCUGCUCAGACUGCACUGCAGUCAUCGCCCUGAGCUACCACUCGGGUAGCACGCUGUACAGAGCGGUCAGGGACUCCGCGUCUUCCUGCUUGACGGAAGCAGACUCCAAGCGGCUCUUCCGCAAGCUCAUCUCCGCAGUGUCGUAUCUGCAUGAGCAUCGCAUCGUGCAUCGGGACGUGAAGGCCGACAACAUCCUGGUGUCGUCUGAUCUUAUGGACUUGCAUCUGGUGGAUUUCAACACUGCGAGGCCACUUCUGGAGGGUGGCGCUCUUACUAUGACAGGGACCCCCGAGUACGCUGCUCCGGAAGUCUUGAACGGAGAGUCGCCUUCGGAACAGCACGACGUUUGGGGGGCCGGCCUGUGCCUGCACUGGAUGCUCAUGGGGGCUCUUCCGCAGCGUUUCAGUGGAUAUCCGACUGCCUUUGCACCAGUGACAUGCCACGGUAUGCAGUGGGAAGCCAUUUCUGUGGAGUGUCGGGAUGUGGUGCAGCGAUGCCUGACUAUCUGCAAGCAUGAACGCCCGGCAGCACUGCUGGUUCUGCAGCUCCCAUGGGUAGAAGCAGAGCCGCAGGAGCAACCAAGGACCUCCUCCGAUCAGACUGCCUCGCGAUCUGCGUGCAUGAUGAUGUCGUACCGCCUUGAUGGGCCCCUCUUCACAUCGUAG
This is a messenger RNA of Symbiodinium sp. CCMP2592, 1005 nucleotides long. The record is from the annotation of a GenBank genome assembly. Lineage: Eukaryota; Dinophyceae; Suessiales; Symbiodiniaceae.